UUUUUCCACAAAUGUUAUUAGAAUUAAAAAUGCCAAAAGGAAAAAAGAAAGAAACUGCAACUCCAGCACCUGUGGAAGAAAAUAAAACAGCAGGUGAAAUUGACAAGACACUUCCAACAGAACGUGAACUCCAGCUCAAAGCUCGACUUGACGCCAUUACGAAUCAACUUCAUACUAUGAGAACAGAAAUUCAGGAAUUACGUGAAGAGAACGAAUUUUUACAACAGGAGGCACAGCAAACCAGAAUUGAAACACAUGAGUAUUUGACAUAUAUAUCAAAGAAGACACAAAAGCGUCAAUCCGCUGUGAUCACUUUGAGCGAACGCAAUGCAGAAAAGAUUAAAGAAAUACAAGCUAAAAAGGAUGAGAUGAUUGAGAAAUAUAAUAAAGAAAAGAAAGAUCUAGGCGAUGUUAUUUUGCGGAAAGAAGCAGAGCUAAGUAGUAUACGACAAGAAUUGGAGCAUUUACAAGACUACAAGGUUUUGCAGGAAGAGCAGCAGUCAGAGAUAUCACGACUUGAAAAACGAGUUAGCGAAAUGCGUAUUAAGAAUAAUGACGCUGUGCAGAAACUGAAAGCGAAAUUUCUUGAAGAAAAAAAUGAAUUUCACAAUCAAUCUAAAGAGAAGUUGAAAGAAAUUAGUAGAGAAGCAAAGAAGGAGGCGUAUCAAUGUCUACACGAGCAUACUAUCAAAAUAAAACACCACAAUCGAGCUUUACGACAAGAACUCAUAGGUUUGAUAAAAAGAACACGCGCUCUACACAAACAUAAAAUGGAGCUAGAAGAACAACGCAAGGUGUUACUGAGAGAGCAAUCAUACGCGAACAAUCUGCAAUUGCAGCGUAAGGAGAGAACAAAGAAUUUGUAUGAAGCGCAUGGUUUUAAAGGUAACAAAGAAAAUGUGGCACAACUCACUUAACCCUUUGAAGAAUACCAUUAUGUACUACCCUAAAAGAUGGUUUUGUGUAGGAGACAAUAACUUUAAGUUAAUUAAAUUUUGCGAGGUUAAAAAAAUGCAUUUUCGCGAAUGAGCCAUUUUAAGGUUUUCUCUGCAGAAUUAUUUUAGCGAAUCUGCUAGUACUUUUUUGUAGAAAAGAAAGAAGUGAAUUGUUUAAAAAGUUUGCGACGAUUAAUUUUAGCAAAAACUGUUUCUCUGGUAAUUUCGCGACGUUUAGUCGCGAAUUGAUCUUUCCAGAAUUUUUUGCGCGAAAAUUAACGAACCUAAGGAUUGGAAAUGGCGUUAAUUUUGCAACACGCUGUAGGCCUCCGCUCGGCUUUAAACGAUUGAAACAUUCUAAAAGUCAGGUAAUGUCAACGGAAGAAAAAAUUCUAUUUCUUUGAAAACAUAGAUAAAACGUAUAGUAAAUCUUCUUAAGAUUAGUUGGAUUUGCUUUCGUAUUUUUUUGUCUAACCCUAUUUACAACCGGGCUUUUGAAAGUUACAUUUAAUCUGUUUAGUCAAAGUGACACAACGCCACCCAGGUUUGCAAAAGUUAACGCCAAGGAAAUUAUAAGACAAGCUAAUUGUGGCCCAUUGUUAAAAACGGGUAGUGGGUUAGUGUGUCUAAUGAGAAUUUUGUUUUAUUUUGUACCUCAUGGUUUAAACUAAUAUGCAUUUCUACAUGCCAUAAUGUAAGGAUUAAUCUUUUAACCCAACAAAUAUUCCACCAGCAAAGUUUAUAUAAUUCUUAGCUUAAAGUCUUCUUCGGAUAGAAACAAAAAAUAUAACAAAAAAAACAAUUAGCAGGAACUAACAUAAUUGAAUUUCCGCGCCCGAAGGCGUAGGAAAUUCUUUAAAACCGUCGUUUUUUUUCUUUUGGAGCAUUUUUUGAGAAAAAAUCGACCCUGGGAUUUCACGUUGACGGACACAGAUGCAAACUUCGUACCCAAGCUCCUUAACUACUGGGAAGUUUAGCAUUGACGCUUCAGGCCAAAAUUGGUAUUUGUUUUCGAUAAAAUUUGGCACAGUUAACAAAAAAAGUAUGCUGAACAUAAUGGUGACAUAAUAAUUUUGAUUUUUGUCACCUAAAUGUCAUUUUAGGCCAAAAUUGGUCCAAAAAUUAGAACUACUUUAUUUUCAACAAAAUUUGGAACAGUUAACAAAUAAAGUAUGCUGAACAUGAUGGUGACAUCAAAAUUUUGAUUUCUUCUUACCUAAAUGUCAUUUCAGGCCAAAAUUGGUCCAAAAAUUACAACUUAUUUUUUUUUAAACAAAAUUUGGCACAGUAAACAAAUAAAGUAUGCUGAACAUGAUGGUGACAUCAAAAUUUUGAUUUUUUGCCACCUUAAUGUCAUUUUAGGCCAAAAUUGGUCCAAAAAUUAAAACUACUUUAUUUUUGACAAAUUUUGGCACAAUUAACAAAAAAAGUAUGGUGAACAUGAUGGUGACAUCAAAAUAUUGUUUUUUGCCACCUUAAAUGUCAUCUUAGGCCAAAAUUGGUCCAAAAAUUAAGACUACUUCAUUUUCAACAAAAAUUGGCACAGUUAACAAAUAAAGUAUGCUGAAAAUGAUGAUGGUACAAAAGUUUGAUUUUUUGUAACCUAAAUGUCAUUUCAGGUCAAAAUUUAUAUAAAAAUUAAAAUGUUUUAUUUUCGACAAAAAUUGACACAGUUAAUAAAAAAAGUAAUUCAAAAUUUUGAAAGUUAGUCAAAAUUUUAAUUUUUUGUCAACUAAUGCCGUUUAAGACCAUAAACAUUUCAAUCGCAAGACUCUCAACCAUGAAUGAUAGGCUGUAUUUUUUGUUAGCAAUCUCUUUUAAAAUGUGAGUUUAUUAUGACACGCUUCGUUUUGUUUGCGUUUGUUGUAAGAUAUAAUGUCACUGGUGUGCUUUAUCUUCGGAGGUUCAUGCACCAAACCCCUUCGAAUGUUUGGCACAAUAACACAACGAAUUAGCAGGUUUUCAUCAAAUAUUUUCGUAGCGCGCGGAAAUUCUUAGAGCCCCCAGGGCUUCUUGUUACAGUGUGAUUCCAUCGUGGGUUUUUUUUCAGUGAGUUUGUUCUUGCUUUUAAGUAAAUAGACCCAAGAAAUUGAAAUAUAGGGUCUAUAAAUUUAUAAUUUUUAUAGUUAAUAUAUUUUGUUGGUUGAUGUUAAUUAUUUGUAAAAAGUUAUUCUUGUUUAAUAAUUUCAGUUUUUUUAAACAUUUUUUCGUCAGAUUUGCUAUUCACCUUUUUCUAUCUCUCUUAGUACCAUUUCGAGACUUCAUACACCCCUGUAUUACUUAGGCAUAUGUUAGGGGAAAAUGUCACCCCCUGCAACCACUUUAAACUAACGAGCUACAAAGCUUUACACAGUCGUAAACAAUUUAACAACGUGUAAAGAAAUUUAUGAAUAUGGUUUUACGAGACAUGGUUGCUUUUCCUUUGUACAUUGUUAAACAACUUGGUUUUACGGAAUUUUAACAUUUUUGUGCAUUGUUAAAAACUUUUCCAAAGACAAAAAGUACUCUCGUUUGUGCAUUAUGAAUUAUAGGUUGUACGGGACAUAUUUAAUAUUGCUUUUUAAGUUGUUAAAAACACUGUUCUGCUAGCCAAGUUUUUUUUUCUUUUCUGCAUUUAAAAAAUACGGUUCUGUCGGACAUGUUAGCAAAGCCGGGUUUUUUCUUUUGUGCAUUAGGAAACAUGGCUCCACAAAUCACGGUUACUUUUCAUUUGCGCGUUGAUAAAAACAUUGUGUCAUAGUGCUCCUGCUAAAUUAAUUGUAAGAGGGGUUAAAACCAAAAAUCCACCAACCCCUCUUUUUAGUAUCUUUCCUAUUUAUCCAGAUCUCCCUCCUUAUUAACCCGCCCUUUCAAUUAGGUUACAAAAAGUAAGGUCAAAGGUUACGUUUUGUUUGAAUUUUGAAAUAAAGGUUAUAGCGGACAUAGUCAAUUCCCCUUUUGAAUUGUUAAAAAUCUCGGU
This is a messenger RNA of Hydractinia symbiolongicarpus, 3894 nucleotides long. Its product is annotated as coiled-coil domain-containing protein 166-like. The transcript is spliced from 7 exons. NCBI's taxonomy places the organism in Eukaryota, Metazoa, Cnidaria, Hydrozoa, Anthoathecata, Hydractiniidae. The record is from RefSeq and is a predicted model, not a curated record. The coding region runs from base 12 to 917 and encodes 301 amino acids.